AUGGAGAUUCCUGUGCCACAGUAUCAAGAUUGCAUGAUGUUUGAGAAUAAUGUUGACUGUAACGGAAUUUCUGACUGCAGCUCUAUUAUCCCAGAGCUUGGCUGUGAAGCUUUCUCAUAUUGGAUUUGUAUCCCCUCAGAAUCUGACAGCAGUCGGUUAUCAGAUUGGAAUCCUUUCAGCUCCGAGUCUGACUGUCUCACUGACUCCACAGCCUACAGUCUCUCUCCAGUAUCCUCCAUUGACUCCUGCAGAUUCUCCCCUCCGAUUUUACCUCACACACCAGGUUCUGAGACCCACGGCAGCUCCUGUGAGGCCCGGAGUCUCCCCUCCCCACCCACGGAGCGGCCAGGCACAAGCCAGAGGCUGAGGAAGACCAGGCCCCGCUACCCCGGGAAGCAGAGGCAAAGCGCCAGCGAGAGGGAGAAGCUGAGGAUGAGGGGCCUGGCCAAAGCCCUGCACAACCUGAGGACCUACCUACCCCCUUCGGUGGUCCCCGCGAGCCAGAGCCUGACCAAGCUGGAGACCCUCCGCCUCACCAUCCGCUACAUCUCGCACCUCACCGAGCUGCUGAGGCUGAGUGAGGAGAGACCCUCGGAGGGCAGCGACACUGAGGGAACCUACCAGGGUUACCCUCAGGACCUGGGCUACUGUCAGGACAAGUCACAAAGUCCUCCAUCAGAGUGUCUGACGGGUGCCCCCCACCUGUUUAUGAACAAUGAGAGUUGCAUACCAGCAGAUUUUCAAGACAGGACACUUUGUCAGAGCUUCACAGAAAACACAGAAUCUGCAGCUGGACUCUUGGUUUCCAUGGCAACAUUAGGACCUCAUCGUCUCGUCAUGAGAAAUGUGCCUUAUUAAAAACUAUAUUAAUUUAAGUA
Molecule: messenger RNA, 878 nt
Organism: Chiloscyllium plagiosum (whitespotted bambooshark)
Lineage: Eukaryota; Metazoa; Chordata; Chondrichthyes; Orectolobiformes; Hemiscylliidae
Source: RefSeq, a predicted model, not a curated record